GAGAGGAGAAAAAUCAAAUCAUUUUUAAUCAAUCUUCUGUUCAUCUUCUUCUCCCUUCAAAUCCACCUUUUAAUUGAAAAUCCUCUGAAGCUCUAGAUCUUCUCCGGUAAUGGCAGACACCAAUUCCAUCUCAAUUGUUGAAGUUGGACCUGUUCCCCAACCUCCUUGUCUCAGAAAAGCUGAGGUUCCGUGGAUGUCCACUCUCGGGAAGGAAAAUCUGUCAUAUGAAGAAUGUGUCUUGAGAAAAGUUAGAGGUAUAUUGAACAAGCUGACGGUGGAGAAAUACAAACUUCUGAGAGGCCAGCUUAUUCGUUCAGGGAUCACAACCCCAUACCUCUUACGCCAGGUUGCCUCCCUGAUAUUUAAUAGGGCUGUGACAGAGCCAACAUUUUGUCCGUUGUAUGCUUUUUUAUGUUCUGAGUUGUGUCAGUACCUCCCAUCAUUUCCUCCGGAUGAGCCUGGAGGAAAAGAAGUCAGGUUCAUGCGUAUCCUCAUGAAAUAUUGCCAGGAAGCUUUUGAAGGUGGAAAUAUGAUGGCUGCAGAGAACAAGGAGCAUAUUAUUGCUGGUGCAUCUGAUCAAGAUUUUGAGUGCACAUAUCAAGAGAGAAGACGAAAUCUUGGAAAUAUACAGUUUAUUUGUGAGCUUUCAAAGCAGAAAAGAGUGUUUCUGAGGAUUGUGCAUUUCUUGCUUAAGCAUUUGGUGGAACAAAAUGUUGGUGUCGGGGUUAAUGUUGAGGCGGUAUGUUUGUUACUAAACACAGUUGGUAAGCAGUUAGAUGAGUUCUCUAACGAGUCCCGUGUAGUCAAUGAUACUUACUUUGUACGUCUGGAAGAGAUAUUUGAUACGCACACCGAAUUGGAAACACGAGUGAAGUACAUGCUCCAGGAUGUUCUGGAUCUCCGGUCAAAUAAUUGGGUCCAUCCAAGACAUAAAGUGAAAGCUAAGACCAUUAGUGAGUUAAUCCGUUGUUCUGCGGCAGAGGUUCUUGCGCGCCUCCGUCUAGGUGCAAGUACUACUACGAAUAUGACAAUCCUGGUACAGGACGAUUCAGCUCCCUGAGUUGACCAAGUUUCGACCAUUUCUGAUAUAAUGUUGAUUCGGAAAAUAAUGUCGCUGGAUUCGGUAGUGGCGAUUUGGAGUUGUCAUCAGCGACAACAGGUGAUUAGUUCUGGCGCUGCAUAUGUGCGAGUGAAUUUUUGUUUACUAUAUUUCUUUUUCAUUACGGUGAACAACUUCUGUUAUCUGAUGACAUUCUAGAGCUACUUGGUGGUCAUAGUCUGGAGUUCACUUCUGACAUUCUGCUACAUGAUUCUGUUAAGCAUUGUUGUAAUCCCAAGGACUGCAGUUGGAUUAGCCUCCUUUUGAGUAUGCAGCAUGUGAUCUAAUGCAGUUGAGAUGAUUAAUAUUUAAAAUAAAAUUUCCAGAAGUUUUCUAUUAGACAUUCACAGUCUUGCUACUUUAGAUAAGGUUGGGAGUGAAUAUUUGGGUGGAAAUAGACUAUUUCUUUGUCUUUACUCUUGAGAAGAGAAUAAAUUUCUUGUCGGUUUAAGUAAGGGUGAAUCAUAAGGAUAUCUGAUUUUUUUUUUAAUUCCCACUAGACACCCCUCACUUUCUCUUCAUUUUCCUCCAAUUCAACCUCUUUAACCCCCUGGAGCUCGAAAUCUUCUCUGGUAAUGGCAGACAGUACUUCUGUUUCAAAGGUACGUCUUGGACCUGUUCCUCCUCCUGGUCUCAUGAAGGCUGAGGUUCCGUGGAUGUCCACUGUGAGGAACGGAAACCUGCCAUACGAAGAACGUGUAUUGAGGAAAGUUAGAAGUAUAUUGAACAAGCUGACAGUUGAGAAAUACUAUAUUCUGAGAACCCAACUUAUUGAUUCAGGGAUCACUACGCCGUCUAUCUUACAAGGGGUUACGUCUCUGAUAUUCAGCAAGGCUGUGAUGGAGCCAACAUUUUGUCCACUGUACGCUUUUCUGUGUUCUGAACUUUCUGUUUAUCUCCCAUCAUUUCCUCCAGAUGAGCCGCAAGGAAAACAAAUCACUUUCAUGCGUAUCCUCUUAGAUAUUUGCCAGGCAACUUAUGAAUCAGCAAAUUUGAAGGCAGGAGAGACCAGGCAACAGAUUAUGACUGGCGCCUCUGAUGAAGAUUUGGAGUAUGGCUGCAGAGAGAAAAGGCGAAGUCUUGGAAAUAUACGAUUCAUUUGUGAGCUGUCGAAGCAGAGAAGAGCGGUUCUGACGAUUGUUCGUCUCAUUCUUAAGCAUUUGGUGGAACAAGAUGAUGUUGAGGUGAAUGUCGAGGCAGUAUGUUUAUUACUGAACACAGUUGGUAAGCAGUUGGAUGAGUCCUCCAGCAAGUCACGUGUUACUAAUGAUGUUUAUUUUGAUCGUCUGAAGGACCUGCUGACAAUACAUCCUCAACUGGAAACACGGCUUAAGUUCAUGAUUUGUGAUAUUCUGGAUCUUCGAGCUAACAAUUGGGUCAACCCAAGGCACCCAAAUCAGGUGCAAGACAAGGCCAUCAAUGAAUUAAUCCGUCCUUUGGAGGUACAAAAGAAACUCGGCCGCAUCCGCUUUGCAGAAAGGACUACAGACUGGAAGAAAUCUAUAUUCACGGAGAUUUCACCUCGUUAACUGACCUUGCACCACCAUCAGCGGUACAAUAGAGAUUGGGGAAAAGGAAACCAGGAUUGAUAAUGACGGCUUAAGAAUUUCCUUGCAGUCAGUGGCAACUAGUGAUGCUGUUUCUGUUUGUUUUUUCGUUUACUGUUUUUUAGUUUUGAUGAAGAACUUUCUACUGCGUCCUUCCCGUAGAACUUCUGCUUCUGUAUUCUAAGUAACUGUUGUUGGGUGUGCACUUGUAAAGUUGUUUUAUGAUAUGGUUGUGUUAGUUCAAUGUAAAGUCUGGUCAUAUGAAAAAUGUAAUAAAAUGAGAGAUCUGACAAGAAGAAAUUUCUUUGUA
Papaver somniferum (opium poppy) is the source of this 2956-nucleotide messenger RNA. RefSeq names its product eukaryotic translation initiation factor-like. Lineage: Eukaryota; Viridiplantae; Streptophyta; Magnoliopsida; Ranunculales; Papaveraceae. Bases 1675 to 2628 code for a protein of 317 amino acids. Gene Ontology annotation, cellular component: eukaryotic translation initiation factor 4F complex. The record is from RefSeq and is a predicted model, not a curated record. The transcript has 3 exons. Gene Ontology annotation, molecular function: mRNA binding; protein binding; translation initiation factor activity.